This is a messenger RNA of Cinclus cinclus, 1851 nucleotides long. It is a transcript of the gene UTP18, whose product is annotated as UTP18 small subunit processome component. Gene Ontology annotation, biological process: rRNA processing. The transcript has 14 exons. Gene Ontology annotation, molecular function: protein binding. The record is from RefSeq and is a predicted model, not a curated record. Gene Ontology annotation, cellular component: small-subunit processome; Pwp2p-containing subcomplex of 90S preribosome. NCBI's taxonomy places the organism in Eukaryota, Metazoa, Chordata, Aves, Passeriformes, Cinclidae. Bases 16 to 1665 code for a protein of 549 amino acids.
CGGUUCCGGUGCGCGAUGCGGGGUCUGGCGGCGGCCGCGGGGCGGGAACGCGGAGCGGUAAAAGCGGCCGGAAUGAAGGGGGUGACGAAAGUGUCUAAAGUGACCAGAGCGGCUAAAAUGGCGAAACCCAAGCGGAGGGCGAAGCUGGCCGCGGCGGAUCAGACGGCCGCUGCCGAGGCGGCGCGGCGCGCCCGCCACCUGAAGGCGCUGAGCUGCGCGUCUGGCGCCGAGCGGGAGCUGGAGGAGCUGGUAUUCGGUGACAGCCUCAACGUGGAGGAGGACGAUCUGCUGCGGCGCCUGGCCGGGCCCCCACGGGUUACUGCUGCAGAGGGGAAGGACCUCCGGGAAGAGCCCAGCGAUUCGGAGGUGGAGAAUGAAGUGAAAGGUGAUUUACUGCCCAAAAAGCCGGCGUGGGUGGAUGAGGAUGAUGAAGCCGAGGAAAAUGUUGAUAUGACCCAUAAGUACAGGAAAGAUUUCAUGAAAAGUGAUGCCGAGACAACGCUUACUAAGAAAAAACUGAAGAAAAGACUUGAAGAACAGUUUCAACAAGCCAUGGGAGGAGUUCCUGCUUGGGCUGAUCUAGAAAACAGAAAGAAAUCCAAAAGGACUUCGAGUGACAGUGAUAGUGAUGAAGAUGAUGAUCUGCUACGCAGGACUGGCAAUUUCAUAAGGAGCUCAGAGUCUCUGCCAAGUGGGAUUUUAAAGAUGAGCACCUGCCUUCCUGCAAACCAGGAACGUUUUGCCAAUGGAAAACUGGUGACAGUGCAGUUUCAUCCUUCAGCUCAAGUGGUGAUGACAGCUGGGCACGAUCGCUCUGUGUCCCUCUUCCAGGUGGACGGUAUAAGGAACCCAAAAAUACAGAGCAUCUAUUUAGAAAGCUUUCCAAUUUAUAAGGCUCGUUUCAGUGUGGAUGGAGAACAAGUUAUAGCCACUGGUACUCACCACAGCAUGUUCUUUGUGUAUGACAUGAUAGCUGGGAGGAUCAUCCCCAUCCCAAAAGUAAGAGGUGUGGAGGAAAAAUUUCUCAGAAACUUCGAACUCUCUCCAGAUGGAUCAUUUAUGUUGCUAACUGGAACUUCAGGUUACCUUCACUUGCUGUCCAUGAAGACAAAAGAACUGAUCAGCACUAUGAAGGUGAAUGGAAGGUGCACUGCCUCUGCUUUCACCCCAGACAGCAGUAAAAUAUACAGCUAUUCAAAGGAAGGUGAAGUUUUCAUUUGGGAUGUGAGAAGCAGAAAGUGUCUACACAAAUUUGAAGAUGAAGGUUCUUUAGAAGGGAAGUGCAUUGCUGUUUCAAAAAAUAACCAGUAUGUGGCAUGUGGUUCAUCUUCUGGAGUUGUAAAUUUAUACACCACUGAUGCCUGCUUCAAAGAAAACCAUCCUAAGCCAGUUAAAGCCAUAAUGAACCUUGUUACUUCUGCCACCUGUGUGACCUUUAAUCCCACCACAGAGAUCUUGGCAGUGGCUUCCCGUGACACUGAUGAGGCUGUCAAAUUGGUGCACCUUCCUUCAUAUACUGUAUUCUCAAACUUCCCUGUGUUCAGAAGAAAACAGAUUUAUCUUGCUCAGUCUAUGGACUUCUCUCCCAGAAGUGGAUAUUUCUCUGUAGCAAACAACAAAGGCAAAGCUUUGUUGUUUAGGCUAAAACAUUAUUCAUCCUUCUGAAAGAAGAUACAGGAGAAGAUGAACCAGUAACUGAGGUGUUGUAACCUGCAGAAACAAGGAUGCUGAUAAAAUCAAAGCUGUUUUUUUUUUUAUAUAUGGAAGCAAAAAAAUAUUAAUAGAAUAUAUGUUGGGUUUUUUAAUUGUUUGUUUUAAAUAAAUAUACCUGGUAAGUUUCCAGGCAACUUG